This is a messenger RNA of Durusdinium trenchii, 870 nucleotides long. Lineage: Eukaryota; Dinophyceae; Suessiales; Symbiodiniaceae. The record is from the annotation of a GenBank genome assembly.
CUUCAGUUCUGUGCAGCAACUCCUCGUUCACUCUCUCCAUGGUGCUGCCAUGGCCGACCCUUUUAGCAUCCGUCCUUGGAACACUGUCCAUUUGACCAACUUGGCCUCCACACUCGGCCAGGGAGAGCCACGCCGACCACGCAGCCAGCCUAACUGGGCACCCUUGCAGAAGGUGGCCUUGCGUUGCCUGGAGCGCCCCUUGAGCCCAGCCUCCUUCCUCGCCCGGAAGGUGGCACAAGAGGCAGUAAGUGCCUACCCGGCAAGUGUGGCACAGCGGCUUCGUGCGCGGAGGUCCUCUCGAGAACGAGGGCGCUGUCUUCCCAGAACUAGGGCACAAACUGCAGGCAUAGUUGAACGGCGCUUUCGAGAUCGUGGACGACGCGAGGGUGAAAGCGAAUUUGGCCAAUCUUGGUCUCGCGAGUUUCAAUCGCUGGCGUCAAGCAGACGCAGCUUGAAACAAGACGUCCGAAGGCGGAGGUCUAUGCUUGACGGCGAGUUGUUGAAUCCUCCUCGUUGCCUCUCACGAGGCAUACACAAAAUGCCGACAUCCAACUCUGUACCUGCAGUGUUACCAGAAGGCUCUGUACGGCGUGUGAAACAAGCACAGACGCUGAUGUCCCUGGUGGCUGAUGGCAGGCCGGGCAACGGAAAGAAGGAUCCACGAGUUGCUCAGUGCCUCCAAGGAAUCGUGCGCCGCACAGCGGUGGCCACGAAGGCUGCGAAGCAAAUCGCGGACUCCAUCGACCUUGAAGACGUGGAGGACUUCUCAGGCUUCUGAGAUACCAAGACACCGCUGAGAUGCUCAAGUGACGAGAGGUUCACAAGCCGAAAAGGUUUGACCUCUUGGCUGGACCGCAGUUCUUGAUAGCC